AUAGGAUCCAUCAGAUAUCUGAAUGAUUCAAAACUAGCUUCGAGCCGAUUUUUUUUUUUAUAACUCUGAGCUUUGAGACCUAGGUGCCCAAACUUCUUUGGACGAUUGUUGAAAUGUGAUUUAAGUAAUUGUAGAAACAUGGAUUCAGAUGUAACUGACAGUGAAGAAAACAGCGAUUUGCCUUCCCAAGAGCUGGCAGAUAGAGUGGCGGAAUGCGUUCCAGCGAACACAAGAAAGACGACGGAAUGGGCUGUAACAACGUAUAGACGAUGGGCGCAGCGCAGACCAAAUGUUCGCUACGUCAAAGAAGACCUCCUUGCAUACCGAAACGACCUACAGGCAUUGGACCAGAGCCUGUAUAAAUUUUUCAGUGAGGUCCACACUACCGGCGGCCCUGGCUUUACGCCAAGUUCCCUUCAAGUACUGCGAGCGGGCCUGCAGAGAUACAUGUCAGAGCACGACCCAGACAUGCCACUGAUGUCGGCUGAUUCUACAUUCCGGCGCUCCAACGCAGCAUUCAAGGCUGCUAAGAGACGCUACGCCCUAGAUGGCACGAAUCGUGCUGCAAACCAAAUGAAGCAGCCAUUGGACCCGGCGGAUCAAGAGCUAGUAAGGAGGUACUUCGCCACUCCUGAGACGUACAUCAAUCCCACGAUCCUGCAGCAAUAUGUGUACUACAUGCUCUCCAUGACGUUCGGCUACAGGGGUCGGGAAGUAUGGCGUCAGCUCCGCAAGGACAGCUUUGUGGAGGAGCGCGACCAGCAUGGCAAGCUCCGAUACGUCAUCGACCAAGCUAUCAUGGAAAAGAACUACCAACACACGGGGCCCAAUGCGACCUGUCGCAGAGCUACACAAAUCACAGAUGACGUAGAAGCUGGAGUUUACAUGUUUUCUACUCUCAAACUGUACCUGUCGAAACUCCAUCCAGAGCAGGAUGCUUUCUUGCAGAAGGCAAAGAAUGAUCGCCAGAUGGCUGUUGAGCCAGACGCUGCGUGCUGGUAUGUGAACGCACCACUCGGUAAACAUACCAUUGAUCAGCUGAUGCCAAGAAUCAGCGCCGCAGCGGGGACAUCAAGACGGUACACAAAUCACUGUGUGCGUCACACCCUCGGCACCAACAUGCUACGGCUGGGGUACCCGAUCACAGUCAUACAGGCGCGGCUUCGACUGAGAUCGUCAAUGACACUACAGUGGUACACGGGCCAUCGCACGGCAGAAGAACUGCAGGACGAGACCCGCGCUAUCACCCGGCCACUGCGCGGGGUGGCGCCGCCACAGACCGAGGCUGGAGAUGGUGCAGUGGCAGGACCGUCCUCAGCUCCCCAGUACGUGGCGCCGCCGGCCAGUGGCCCUGAAGCGUCAAAGGAGACGUCCAAAGAAGCCCCAGUAUCUGUACCUGCGGGUUCACGACGUGAUCAUCCGCCACAGCAUGUAGCGCCACGCACCGUGACCGACGCACGUGCACCGCGCCUUCCGCCAGGUGCUGGCAUUGAGCGCUGGGAUGCUCCCGUAGGGGUUGUGCCACUGCACCAAGCGGAUGUAACAAGACCACCGCCGCCUCUGCCGCUCUGGGCCAGAGGUGACGCGACGCCGAAGGUGUAUUCUGGAGUGUUCCACAACUGUGUCUUCCAUUAGUUGGGCGCAAUGAUGUUCGCGCCCGUGAAAGUCCGAAAAUUAUUUGAUGUGCAGCCUACUCAAUGGUACAGCCUGUUAUUUCUUUGUGUCUUUGUGUGUAAAACCGAGUGUGUC
Amphibalanus amphitrite is the source of this 1749-nucleotide messenger RNA. RefSeq lists its product as uncharacterized. Gene Ontology annotation, molecular function: DNA binding. The transcript has 2 exons. The coding region runs from base 139 to 1635 and encodes 498 amino acids. The record is from RefSeq and is a predicted model, not a curated record. NCBI's taxonomy places the organism in Eukaryota, Metazoa, Arthropoda, Thecostraca, Balanomorpha, Balanidae. Gene Ontology annotation, biological process: DNA recombination; DNA integration.